Molecule: messenger RNA, 837 nt
Organism: Sorghum bicolor (sorghum)
Lineage: Eukaryota; Viridiplantae; Streptophyta; Magnoliopsida; Poales; Poaceae
Exons: 3
Coding region: 1-837 (278 amino acids)
Molecular function (GO): zinc ion binding; nucleic acid binding
Source: RefSeq, a predicted model, not a curated record
AUGCACUUCAUAAGUGCAAUUCCAAAGCUGACGGGGCAGAACUAUGUUCUGUGGCGCGAGGAACUUGAUGCAGCUCUAGCACUUGCUGAGAUAGAUUUGGCUCUUCAGGAGCCAAAAGCAAAGUAUGAUCUUGAGAAGUACAAGUGGGAAAAGUCAAACCGCAAGUGCAAGAUUGUCAUCAAGAAAACCAUCACAGAGGGCCUAAGAGGUGCCAUCCCAGAAUAUGAGACAGCAAAAGAAUACCUUGAGAAAGUGAAUAAUCAGUUUACUGGUUCCACCAAAGCUCAUGCUUCCACCCUGAUCCAGAAACUCACUAACAUGAGGUUCACAGAGAGGAGUGUGAGAGAGCACAUUCUGAGCAUGAGCACCAUGGCAGCCAAGUUAGAGAAGCUAAAGAUGCCCCUCGCUGAUGGUUUCAUCAUUCACCUAGCUCUAAACUCACUUCCCAAAGAGUAUGAGACUUUUGUUGUUAACUACAACACACAGCCAGAGGAGUGGGAUUUAGAGAAGGUGAUUGCUAUGUGUGUGCAAGAGGAAGAAAGGCUCAAGAAUGCAAAUGGUGGUUCUGUGAACUUUGUGAAAGGAAAGAACAAGAAGCCAUUCUACAACAAGAAAGCUCCAGAUGCCUCCACCUCCCAAAACAAGGGAGGAAGCUCUUCACAGCCUAAAGCACAGCCAAAGCAAGACAACCAGCACAGGCAGGAGGACCCGGAUCGCUGUAGAUGGUGUAAUGAGACAGGGCAUUGGAAGCAUGAAUGCCCUAAGUUCAUGAAACAUUGCCUAGUGAAAGGGAUUCAGUGGAGGGAGAACCCUUCAAAGAGGAGAAAGAUAGAUUAA